GCGAGCGUUACCGUGCGGCGUGUACAUUUAUCGCGCGUCUACGAAACCGUCAACUAGAACGACGAUACGCGGGAAGACGCGCGUGCGGUGGCUCCGUAAACCGUGACUCUUAACUUAACCGUACGAUUGGCCUGCGUUCCGUUUUCGACAACGAUAAAUUACACCAAGUAAUCGGUACAAGCUUAUCAAAAGUGACUUUGUGUCCGGGCACGAAUUUGAGAGAAGACAAACCAACUACUCCGAAUGCUCUUUUCUCAUUGUCUUCUGGACUUCGAGCGGAGAUAAGGGCGCAGCUCUGUCGAAAUGGUGUGACGCGAUUUCAGCAAUAACAAAUGAUCCGAAAGCAAGAUUUUCUGUCAAGCAGCGUUUUCUACUAAGACAAAUAGAAUGUGACGAUCCAGGCCGGGACCAGGAUUUACUUGAGAGGAAAAUAGCACCGACGUUACACAGACCGUGAUAUCGACGAGGAUACUACCGGCCGCGACAAACGCGGCGGGAUGGAGAGCCGAUAAAGAGCGAAAAUACGAGAAAAGCAUUCAUCCGUACAAUUGUUGGACGCGUGACGUCAAUGGACUGGAUAUUGAGCCGAUAAUCGGUGCGAUAACUGCACGCUACGUCGAUACAUUAUCAGAAGGCAGUAACGUACAAGGGGAAACGAGACGAGGACAGACAUCGCUGGAGAGCCGCGCGUCCGAGGAGCCCGACCGCCAACGUUGCGCGACGUAAUCUAAUCGGGACCGGCUGUCAGGCUGCCGUUAUGCGAGCUAUGCAGCCAUGAGCCGAACGUCCUUGAGCACGAGACCCGCACGACGGACGAAGCUAUUUCCCGCGCGAACAAUGACGAGUCUGUUGACGUUGCUAGUGCUCGCGACGACGUUUUCGAACGUACUAUCGGAAUCGGCGAUAAAUCCGGUAGGUAGCAUCGUCGGGUCGGGGUCAGGAGUUUCGUCCUCAUCCGGCUCCUCAUCCUCGUCGUCGUCGAUGAUCGGCGUAGUGUCCGACAGCUCCAGUCCUAGCGGCAACGGAGUUGGCGGUGUCGGAAACGGUAACGGCGUAGGUGGUGUCAGUGGUAGUGUCGGUGGCAGCCAUUCCGGUAUAAAUGGCGGUGGGCAUUCCGGCAUCGGGAGCGGCAACGGGAAGGGUCGAUGCGAGGAGAUCACAAUUCCCAUGUGCCGCGGUAUCGGCUACAAUCUCACCGCCAUGCCGAAUGAAUUGAAUCACGACUCGCAGGACGAGGCCGGAUUGGAGGUACACCAGUUUUGGCCGUUGGUCGAGAUAAAAUGCUCAUCGGACCUCAAGUUCUUCCUGUGCUCCAUGUACGCGCCGAUCUGCCUACCGGAAUAUACGAAACCGUUGCCAGCUUGUCGUAGCGUGUGCGAGCGAGCGCGAACGGGUUGCGCGCCUUUGAUGCAACAAUACGGCUUCUCGUGGCCGGAGAGAAUGGCAUGUGAACGUCUGCCAUAUCACGGCGACCCGGAACGCCUGUGCAUGGAACAGGAUAAUCACACCAGCACUAGCACAGGCCCCGGGGGUAACGGUGGCGCAGCGAGCAACGGAGUUCCAGGACCACCGGGCCCGCCAGCGCGGCCCACGCGGCCCAGCAAGACUUCGCAGCCAGCCCGCUGCAAGCCGGGCAAGAAUCAAAAAAACUGCCAGCACCCCCCGGGGGAGAGGACGAGGGACUGCGCGUGCAGAUGCAGGGCGCCCCUCGUGCCCCUGGGGGCGGGUGGCACGGGAAUGUCAGGACCGAUAAGCGCCGUCAGCGGCGGCGUCAUCGGGACCGGCAGCACCGGGGCCAACACGGGGGCUGGCCUGGCCGGCAUGACCGUAAGUGGGAUAAUGCCGGCGCCGGCACCACCAUCGAUGGGAGGUAUCGGCCAAAACAUCAUCCAGGAGAUCGCGGGGGUGCCGAACUGUGCCCUGCCGUGCCGCGGCGCGUUCCUCACCAACGAAGAGCGCGAGUUCGCGGCCGUAUGGCUGGCACUUUGGAGCGGCCUAUGCGCCGCCAGCACUCUCGUGACCGUAACCACGUUCUUAAUCGACACCCAGCGUUUCAAGUAUCCUGAGCGACCGAUCGUCUUCCUGUCAGCCUGCUACUUCGUCGUAUCCCUAGGGUACUUAUCGCGCAGCGUGAUCGGCCAUGAAGAAAUCGCCUGCGACGGUGCGGCUUUGAGAUCGGGCGCCCAGGGUCCGGGUGCCUGCGUCACCGUUUUCCUCCUGAUCUACUUCUUUGGCAUGGCUUCUUCAGUGUGGUGGGUGAUCCUGGCAUUCACGUGGUUCCUCGCAGCGGGUUUGAAGUGGGGCAACGAGGCGAUAGCAUCGUACUCGCAAUAUUUCCAUCUAGUGGCGUGGCUGGCCCCGACUGUGCAAACGGUUUGGGCGUACAUCGCGGGUGGCGUCGCCGGUGACCCGGUAGCAGGAGUUUGCACAGUCGCUCCCGAGGGAGUGCGCAAUUUCAUCCUGGCGCCUCUGUUUGUCUACCUUUUGCUGGGCACGACUUUUCUUCUGGCCGGUUUCGUCAGCCUCUUCCGAAUUCGAUCGGUGAUCAAACGUCAGCCCGGCGCCAAGGCGGACAAAUUGGAAAAACUAAUGAUACGUAUCGGCGUGUUCAGCGUACUCUAUACAUUACCGGCCGGCGUGGUGUUGGCAUGUCAUAUUUAUGAGUCGUCUUUGCGAGACGAGUGGCUCAGCUCGCUGGCAUGCCCCUGCCGACCACGGGCAAGACCACUCUACUCCAUUCUGAUGCUCAAGUACUUCAUGGCUCUCGCGGUUGGCAUUACCUCGGGAGUCUGGAUCUGGAGCGGCAAGACGGUCGAUUCCUGGAAGCGGCUAUGGAGGCGUUUGUUCGGCGGUGAUCGCGGUCACAUGGGCGCCGGUGCCGGGAUGGUAGCCGGCGUGACGGGCGUCGGCGGUAUCGGCAGCGUUGGCAUUAAGGGCGUCGUUGGUCGAGGGGUCGCGAUGCCGUACCCAUCGGCACCGGGUCCUGGCAGUGCCCUGCUGCCACCGGGAAGCGUCGCCAGUGCGUCCCAACAUCACCUGCACCAUCACGUCCUCAAACAACCGCCGCUUUCGCACGUAUGACGUCACCAGUCUGCGGGGGGCGAUAUGAACACCGCUGGAUGCGCCGAGCAGUCGCAAGAGAGACCUUCCGCCCUCAGCAAUUACGGGCCCAUCUAGCCCUUCGCCUCGGCCUCGCGAAGGUACAACGCGACGCCGCACACGGCGCCGCAUACGGCGCCGCACACGCCCCAUUCGGCGGCGACCAUCUACUCCAGGAGAUCGCUCGCGUCCACGACGGGGCCGCUGACGCCGGCACACGGGAUCGCGCCCUCCUACACGCAGGCUACGGAAGUGUGAAAGGAAUCGCGCGGUGGCGCCCACACGGAGAUUGAACGAUCUAGCGGCCCGACGUCGGUGUCAUCGGACGCAUCCUCCGUGCGAUGGACGACGAGCGGCCGCGGUGCUUCUCGAUUACCCGAUAUACGUAUUAGCCUGUACGUGUCUUCUCCCGCGGGAAUCUCAAGGAAUCCUCUCUCCGGCUCGGAUCAUCGACGAUUUCUUCGGCGUCUUCAUUUUGCAGGUCGAUUCAAAGAAACUGUUUUGCGAAAGGAUGAAUUCUGACGAUCGAUGAAACGAAGCGGUGCGUUUUGAUAUUAUCAGGGCAGGGAGGGUCGCUCGAGUGCCGCGGUAUAGUGAGAUUGUGAUUUAAAAGAAAUAUUCAAUGAGUGGUACGCAAUAAUGUAUGUGCGUGCAUAUACGAUAGCCGGUGAACGUUGCCGAUUGAUUUCUCUAUCUUUAUUCGUAUCUAUCUAUCUGUCUCUAAUCUUUCUUACAUUCUACGUAAGGCGGUGCUCGUAAAGUCCGCCACCGUGUCCGUCUAACGUGUAUCGUCUCGUCUAUUUAUCUAAUCUAGCCAUUAAAGAGCCAUGUUGGGGAUGCACACACAUGGAUGCGACGUGUGUACGCGAGAAGCGGCAGCCUGCUUUUCUUCCUUUCUCUCCUUUUCCCGGAAGAGAGAGAAAACUGCCACGGUGUUCUCGAUAUCGCGCGCUGAAAGAUAUCCCUGAGAGAGGGAGGAGGGGGGUAUCCCUCUUUUCUCGUACCAAUUCUUCGUCACUGCCACCCUUCGCGAUUGCGGGGUCGCGAAAUUUUGAAAGUAGUAUAUUCCAAACGAAAGCAGGCGACCGCUGCUCGCGAUAGACGCGCGAUGAAGGGAAAGCGAGUGUACAGGACAAAAGCGCUAAAGUAACGAACCAGGCAACUGUAAAUACUGUUCUUAGAUGUUAGUCGAUGCUGUAAAUAAAACGGUCGCCAGACUCGUUGUAGGUGUUAAGGCGCGAGGGAGACGAUCGCGCUUGUGGCGAGUGCUAUGUCGUUUUCCUUUCACGAGUAAUUAUUAGACAGAACUUGUCGCACUCGAUAUAAGCGGUAAAGUCUGCUAAUUGGUCCGCGUUAUGCAAUGUUGAACUGGAAUACGCCGCUUUCGCCAACUUUCCUCGAGAUUAAUAUUCAACUUGUGACGGUUCGUUGAAAGAUUUAAUCAGAUACACCCCUUUGUUUCAUUUAAUUAAUUAAAAUUCGUCAAGUUGUUUCUAACUUACUUAGAUAUCGAACCGUUAAGACUCGAUAAAUUUAAUCUCCGCUGAAUGAAAGUUCGAGAUAGGCUGAUGAGAUCUGGCACAUAUGUUAUUUUGUUGAAAUUUUAGUUUAUAAAUAUGUAAAUCUCAUCGAAUCAUAUACAUAUAAAAGUUAUAUAUUUUUUAGUUUAUGAUAAGUAAUAUAAUUUAUAAUUUCAGAUUGCACAACGUGAUUCGAAUUAUAAUCAAUCUAACAGAUUUUAAUCUGAUUUCACAAUGGUAGAAUCGAGCGUUAUUGUUGCCACGAGCGGACAAUCGUCGCGGAACUAGAUCCGUACGCGUCCACAGAAGAAUGCGUAAUAUAGAUAUAUUACAUAUAUAUAUAUAGGUCUGCCUCGCGAAGAUCACGCGUAAUUUAACACACGUUGGUGUACUAGUUCGAAUCUUUUUAUACCCUAAGUAAGAGCGAGUCGCACUCUCUCGUCGCGUUCGCGUUCAUCAAAUCGCAAUCCGUCGUGCGGAGUCGAUUAUAAUGGAGAGACGCGACGUUUUUUUUUAUUUUUACUAUACUUCGUGUGAUGGUCGGCUCCUUUGCGCACGUGUCGGCGAGGGGCGGUCGACGUGAUAGCGUAAGCACGUUAAAAGGGCGGCCGACCCUUUCUCGGGCGCGAAGGAGCGCGGAAGGAAAUCUACAUUCACCCCGAAGCAUAGUAAGUAGAGGAAAAUUAUGCACGCGCGCGUAUGUAAUUCUUAUGUAAAUCCCGAUGAUCUAGAAAUAGUCCCCGAGCGAGAUUACGCGCGGGAUACAGUGGAAGUAACAGCCCUUAAGUACGUAUUAUAAUACGCGUGACGACGUCAGUCACUAGCAAUAUCGUUAAUCCAGAACCUUUUAUAGUACCGGAAAACCCGAAAUCGUAGAGAGAAAGCCGGAAUCGGAGAAUUUUACAGCAUCUCGUAAGCGAACUACGAUCGGACGUAAUAAAAUUCAAUUAUAUAUGACACAAUUCGGGCAAAUUUUAGAUACUGUAAUUUAUUGACUCAGGGAGCCUGUUCAAGCCCUGUAAAAAUAUCAUAAGGCAAUAACACGAAAUUUGAUUUUGAGCUACAGAUGAAGAUGGGAAUAUAGAUAAACCGUAUGGCGUGACAAUCUUGGAUCACUGCCCGCUGUAUUUCUUUACGAGAUGUUGCGAGCGCAGAGCACAAGCAAAAGGACUGAAAAACGAAAACUGCCUCAUCCAGCUUAACGCGUUGACUGCCACGUCAUUCACAUGGGAAUGAUACUCUGUUUUACAACAAAUUCCGUGAUUGCCAAACGCAUUUUUCUUCUGUAAUUUACUCUUUUCUCAUAAAACAUCAUUGAACGACUUUUUAUGAAAAUUUGUAAAUUUGUAUUUUGUCAUUUGUAUUUGAAUGACGGUGCGCUUUCGAAAACAAGGAGUAUCAUUCGUACAUGAAUGACACGUAUGCCGUGGCGAUCAAUAUGUUAAAUGCGUUAACCGUCGUGUGUCCUUAGACGGUUUAGAAACCUUUGCCAAAACGGAACAUACACACGUAACGUUGUAAAUUAGUGGGAGUAAAGAUGUCUUACAAUUAGUGUCCACAUAUCACGCCAAUAACCGCGGAGGAGGGGAGGAAGCGAGCGAUAUCGCAUUCGCAUGAAGACGAAAGAAAGGGAGGAACAAAAAAAAAUUGUGAAUUUGAAGUGCAAAUGCCAGAAAUGCGAUUUCUUCCGCGGAUAUUUGAGAGUAUUCGAUGAGCUAUGUCUCGAGGAGUGGCGUAGAGAAACCGGUAAGAGGAGAUCUUUAUAAGUAUUUGUAUAAGCCACUUUUUGUCACACUAAUUGUUAAUAAAAAGGAGAAAUGUGUGUAUUACGAGUGUGUUGUUUCGAGAUCGGUGUAGAGAAUAGUUGCUCCGCUCAUUCUUCGCGACACCUUCUUUACUUUUUUUUGUCUAUGCGUUUUCUCUCAUUUAAUCAUUUACGUUCUGGAUGGCGCGACGAGUUUUACACGCGGUUGACGUCGGCCGCUCUGUACAAUUUUUACGUUGCCAUAGUAACCAUAGAUGUAAUCGACCGUCAUUGGUUGCAAAAAUAUAGAAAAUAUAAAAAUGUAUGGGUAUUUAUAUAUAUACGUAUAUAUAUGUAUGUAAAUAAAUAUAUAUAUAUAUUUACGUAUGUAUAUAUGUAUAUAUAUAUGUGUACGGCCGCGUGUACAUACAUUACGCGUGUAUAUCCAAAAUGUAUACGAUUUUUAAUACAUUUUAUUAUUAUUUAA
Molecule: messenger RNA, 6850 nt
Organism: Temnothorax curvispinosus
Lineage: Eukaryota; Metazoa; Arthropoda; Insecta; Hymenoptera; Formicidae
Gene: fz2
Product: frizzled-2-like
Exons: 2
Coding region: 775-3081 (768 amino acids)
Biological process (GO): non-canonical Wnt signaling pathway; canonical Wnt signaling pathway
Cellular component (GO): plasma membrane
Molecular function (GO): Wnt-protein binding; Wnt receptor activity
Source: RefSeq, a predicted model, not a curated record